AUGUACAGUUUGUUCGAAGGAAAGUUCAACGUACGACACAUUUUCCAAUCUCCGAACAACAUCGAUCGUUGUCAUAUUGAUGAAUGUUUCAACAUGUAUUUUCAUGGAGAGAUGGUGAUGGGAUGGAAUUGUCCUCAUUGUAAAGCACCACGGGACGCAAUCAAGAAACUUGACAUUUCCAAAUUGCCACCAGUCUUAGUGAUUCAUCUUAAGCGAUUUUACGCUGACCCUUACAUGAAUUGUACGUACCGUAAGAAAACUAUUUAUGUUGACUUUCCACUCACCGAUAUGAAAAUGAUGCCUUACGUUGUUCGAACGGGUAAGAACAAUGGAUCAGAUCUACAGCACAUUUAUCGUUUGUAUGCUGUGUCGAAUCAUUACGGAAGUACCGAAUCUGGCUAUUUUACACAUCAUUGCUGA
Clunio marinus is the source of this 420-nucleotide messenger RNA. The record is from the annotation of a GenBank genome assembly. NCBI's taxonomy places the organism in Eukaryota, Metazoa, Arthropoda, Insecta, Diptera, Chironomidae.